Messenger RNA from Penicillium robsamsonii, 1092 nucleotides. Its product is annotated as NAD(P)-dependent alcohol dehydrogenase. The record is from RefSeq and is a predicted model, not a curated record. The coding region runs from base 1 to 1092 and encodes 363 amino acids. Gene Ontology annotation, molecular function: L-iditol 2-dehydrogenase (NAD+) activity; zinc ion binding. The transcript has 4 exons. Lineage: Eukaryota; Fungi; Ascomycota; Eurotiomycetes; Eurotiales; Aspergillaceae. Gene Ontology annotation, biological process: D-sorbitol catabolic process.
AUGGAGAACGCAUCUUUUGUUCUGCGCGAUAUUAAGGACGUGGCCAUUGAAGACCGCCCCAAGCCUGUCAUCCAGAACCCUCACGAUGUGAUUGUUCAUGUUGCUCAAACUGGAAUUUGCGGUAGUGAUGUUCACUACUGGCAACGUGGCCGUAUUGGGGACUAUGUCCUCACAGGCCCUAUGGUCCUCGGUCACGAAUCUUCCGGUGUGGUCACCCAGGUCGGUGAGAAGGUCACGCACCUUAAAGCCGGUGAUCGCGUUGCUAUGGAACCUGGCGUUCCUUGUCGCCGCUGUGAUUACUGCCGCAAGGGUUCGUACCACCUUUGUGGUGAUAUGAUCUUCGCCGCCACUCCCCCAUGGGACGGAACCCUCGCCAAAUACUACCGUAACGCCUCCGACUUCUGUUACAAGGUGCCCAACAACAUGGAUCUAGAGGAGGCUGCUAUGGUUGAGCCUGUUUCCGUUGCUGUGGCUAUCUGUAAGACUGCUGAUCUGCGUGCUCACCAGACCGUGUUGGUUUUGGGAUGUGGCCCGAUCGGUGUUCUCUGUCAGGCUGUUGCGAAGGCGUGGGGCGCAAAAACUGUUAUUGGCGUCGACGUUGUGCAGUCGAGGCUGGAUGUCGCCAAUUUAUAUGGUGUUGAUCACACAUUCCUACCCCCAUUCCCAGAGCGGGGCGCCAAUGUCGACCCUAUGGUGCACGCCGAAAACGUGGCCAGUAUCAUGAAGGAGCGAUUUAACAUUGGUGAUGGGUUUGACACGGUUCUUGAAUGCUCGGGCGCUGAGCCCUGUGUUCAACUUGGUCUCUUCGCCGCUAAACGCGGUGCCACAUUUGUCCAAGCCGGUAUGGGUAAGGAAGUCAUUCAAUUCCCUAUUACCGCUGUUUGCACGCGUGGUUUAAUCAUUAAGGGUUCUAUCCGCUACUUGGCCGGAUGCUACCCAGCGGCUAUUGACCUGAUCUCCAGUGGCCAGGUGGACGUCAAGCGAUUGAUCACCAACCGCUACAAGUUCGAAGAAGCUGAGCAAGCCUUUGAGCUUGUCAAAGCUGGAAGACAGGAUGUGUUCAAAGUUAUGAUUGCUGGUGUUGGGUUCUAA